GCGUCGUAUGGAUGUAUCAUCAAGUAGCUCUAGGGUGUGGAUUCCGGUGCUGGACAGCCACUAUGCGGUUUCGAGAAACCUUGUUCCAAAAGAGGAGUUUCUGGACGUCUUGUACAGAAAAGGCGUUCUACUAAAGGACGAAAAGCGAUGGCUACUGAAAAUCUCUUUCCUAGAUGACGGUCGGCGUCUAGUAGCUAACAAGAUAUUGCUAUACUCGAUAUUGUGUCGCCAUUCAAAUGCUAUUCAUACCUAUCAAGUGUUAUUAGACGCUCUGCUAGCGUCGCAGCAAAAUGAAGUUCUAGAAACAAUAAUACGCAGUGUACGGCAGUGCAGGGAAGAUGAAGACCAAUCUGAUUCAAUAUGCAAUAUGUGGGGGCCCUCCUCACCCUCUGAUUCAAGUAGUCAAGGAACGACUACUCUUAUAGUCGAUAUGAUUGUGGAUAUGAAGCUGUUGAUUAAAAUUCAAGAAUUUAGACAAUCAAUCCACACAUGGUUAUGUCGAGAGGUGCUUGGGGAAGUUGACCAUGAUCAGGUUGCCAUUCACCUCCAUGUUGUUCGAUCACAUGAACAACAAACUCAACAUGUAAUUAUCAUUUAUCCAUCUAUGGAGACUCAGGACGAUGCAAAACAAGGUCCACAGGUAAAAGAACCAGUAGUUGUCCAAUUGCAAGGCAUUUUGCAAGCUGAAGAAUGCGGCAAUCUUAAUUGUCCAAAAUGCGAUGUUGAGUUGAUUGGAAUCAGGGGUUUGAACCACCUGUUUAAGCCUAAAUCUGAAGUUUCACCCAGAUCUGAAUUUUCACAUAGCAGCAACUUUAGCAGAAACUUUAGCAGACUGUCUCUAUCUAGUCAGUCUAGAUGUAGUAAAUCAACAGAUAUUGGUAUGUUUUCACCAGAUGAAAUUGAAACGUUAGAUUGUGUAGGAAAUGGGAAAUAUAGUAAAGUGCUUAAGGUCAGAAUGGCAAAAACAGAUAAAAUAGCUGCUCUCAAAACAGCUAUCGACGACAAGUUCAUUGGUGACAAGAAGCCAUUUCUCAAUGAGCUUAGGGCAUUUAAAAGCAUUGACGGUCACAUAAACGUUAUUGAACUACUAGGAGCUGUUAUCUCAGAACAACAUGUGGAACGAAAUCUACUAUUUGAAUAUGCUGAAAAUGGAGACUUAGACAACUUACUUAGUCAGCAGUUAGAGCAUCAUCCUACUGUCUCUAAACAAUUGAAGCAGCGAUUAGUCAUGGCACUAGACAUUGCCAGAGGCAUGGAACAUAUACAUCAAACAAUAUAUCACUUGGAUUUGAUGACUUCCAGUGUAUUAGUUACAAGAGAUUAUCACUGCAAGAUAUCAGACUUUGGAUGUUGUGAGUUUCUUGGAGGUUCCCAGUCAUCAACAUUUUGGGUGAGAAGCUGCACUGACUUAGGUAGCAACACAGUAUUUAUUGCUCCAGAACGGUAUCAAGAUAACAGGUGGUGGACAGCAAAGAAGAAGAGCAAGUCAGAUGUCUUUGGGUUCAGUAUGAUUUUGUACCAAUUGAUAAACUUGAAGAAACCAUGGCAAGGUAAAACCAGCGAUGCUAUAAGGGAAAGAAUUUUAACACAUCAACGACCUUCUCUAAGAAAACAUGAUGACUGUCCUAAGCAUAUAGUAAACAUUGCUAAAUCAUGUUGGGAGAACUAUCCUGACUCGAGGCCAACAUUUUACGAGAUUGUGGAUGAAAUGAAAACUUUAGCACAACCAACUCUAGCACAACCAACUUCAGCACAACCAACUUCAGCUCAACCAACUUCAGCACAACCAACUUCAGCACAACCAACUUUAGUAACUUUGGCACAACCAACUUCUAAUUUGAACAGUGAUCUAUCCAAAGGUGAUUCAAUUCGCGGAACAAAGAAUAUGUCUCACGAAAGUCAGAAUUGUGAAGUGUCGCAACCAGUGAAGUCAAACCAAGACAAUUCACCAAGAGCGGACUAUUUGGAAGAUAAUCACGUAUCUUCAAGUUCCUAUUUUGUGCGGCCAGCAGUUUCAGUUCCUGAGAGUGUGUCACCACAGGAAGCUAAUGCCACAGGUCGUUCACAUCCUACACAAAUUGCAGGUACAUCGUUUGUACAGCAGCCGGCAUUUCCAAUGUUUAAAGGUUUGGCAACACCCAGUUCUGCUGUUUACACCAAGACCACAGAUGGAUUACCACAUCCCAAUCAGCAAACCUCAGCAUCAGCUCUUGUUUAUGGCAGUUCACAAAUUGUGACAAGUCAUGUAUCACAAAGUUUGACGAUGUCAAGAGCUCAACAAAAUGCGGUGGCUAAAAGAAUUACCAAUGUUUGGCCUAUGAUAGCAACAGAAUUAGAUCCAGAACACUUUGAUGCAAAUUGCAUUGAUGGAAUAAAGAAGAAGCACCCUUCUGACUUGCGCAUGCAGGCAGUUGAGAUGGUGCAACAAUGGGCCAACAAGUUUUCUAGACAUGCUACAGCACACAGGAUGGCUGUGGCGUUAUGUAAGGAGGGCCAAAGAAUUGUUGCUGAAGAAGAGCUUGGUACUGCACUCGUAGAGUUUGUCGUUCCGCCCUAGCAAUAGCAAUAAGACGAAAAAUAAACAGCAAUUAAUUGUCAUGUACAUGUAAAUACGUACACGAAUCUACAACAGUUAAUAUAAUUGAUAUGUGUUUGUUGUCACGAAAAUAGAGAACUGAUUUAGAGUUUAUUAUUACUUUGUCACAUUUAU
This is a messenger RNA of Corticium candelabrum, 2710 nucleotides long. Its product is annotated as receptor-interacting serine/threonine-protein kinase 1-like. The record is from RefSeq and is a predicted model, not a curated record. The coding region runs from base 8 to 2557 and encodes 849 amino acids. Lineage: Eukaryota; Metazoa; Porifera; Homoscleromorpha; Homosclerophorida; Plakinidae. Gene Ontology annotation, biological process: protein phosphorylation; signal transduction. The transcript has 13 exons. Gene Ontology annotation, molecular function: ATP binding; protein binding; protein serine/threonine kinase activity.